AUGAGCGCCUCAUACACAUAUUCUCACGCCUCCUACUCGUAUCGCAACGACCCUUCGACACUUGAUCGUCUACUCGCCUCUUCGAAAGGUGCCUGGAUUGCUGCUGGUAUAGCUGUCGUCUAUUGCGCCUAUACUUUCGCCCUUCCAUCCGUCCUCGCCUGUUUUGUCUGGAAUGCCUUAGUCCUACUCACCCCCACCGCUCUCGUCCUUGCUGUCGACAAACGAAAGAACCCUACUCUAUACGACGAUUCUACCACCUCUCCAUCCAACGGCGACAAUCACGUCUUCAAGAGCGAAGCAAUGAGAAGAAUCUUUGGUCUUGGAGCUGGUUCGACUGCCCUACUUCCAGGCGCAAACUCGUUGAGAAGAGCCAGUUGGCUCGGUGGUCUAAGUUCGCGAUCGGAUGCCCCGCCGGGACUUGGAAACUGGGACAAUUCAUGCUAUCAGAACAGCGUUCUGCAAGGACUGUCUGCUCUUCAGUCAUUGACUACUUACCUGGAACAAUCUGACGCAAUCAAGUCUGAGGAUACUUCAACAACCGUCGGCUCCUUGCGUGAUCUCAUGGCAAGACUGAAUGAUACCUCCAACAAUGGCUGCCGUAUCUGGACGCCCGCCAAGCUGAAGUCUAUGAGCAGCUGGCAGCAGCAAGAUGCUCAGGAAUAUUUCUCAAAAAUCAUGGACGACAUGGAGAAAGAGAUGACAAAAGCUUUCAAGACUGCACCAGGCACUUCAGGACUCCAAGAAGUCGGCUCACUGGAUACUGUCAAGGCAUCCGGUUCGAAAGGCCAAGAUCUGGGCGCACAACAACGCAAUCCUCUCGAUGGUUUCCUCGCUCAACGUGUUGCCUGCACUAGUUGUGGUUUCUCUGAAGGUCUUUCCAUGAUUCCCUUCAACUGUCUAACCGUACCGCUCGGCAGAAACUACAGUUACAGAAUCGAAGACUGCUUGAACGAAUACACAAGUCUGGAAGAGAUUACUGGUGUGGAAUGCGCAAGGUGCACGUUACUCCGUACCAAAUCACAGCUGGAGAACAUGACGACAGAGUCGGACAACUCUGCUGGCCACUCAGUUUCAUCAUCAGUCUCUCUACCUCCUGAGCUUCGUGCUACGAUCCUGCAGAGAUUACAGGCUGUAGAGCAAGCGCUGGCAGAUGGAGACGUUUCAGAUGAUACACUCAACAAGAAAUGCCAGAUUCCCAAGAAGUCUCGGGUAUCUAGUACCAAAACUCGCCAAGCUGUAGUUGCUAGAACGCCGCAGUGCUUGGUAGUACACGUGAACCGAAGCGUUUUCGAUGAGUAUACAGGUGCUCAAAGCAAAAAUCUUGCAGAGGUUACAUAUUCUAAGACACUGAAUCUGGGGCCGUGGUGUCUGGGCACUACCAGGGAUUCUGGUGACCAGGAAGAAUGGCGCAUGAACCCUUCAAGAUCAAUGAUCGGAUCAUCUGGCAAAGACGCAAGGUCGGAGUACAUCCUGCGAGCCGCUGUUACCCACUACGGUCGCCAUGAGAACGGCCAUUACAUCUGCUAUCGCGAACAUCCUGAACACAUUCAAGACAGCGACAACGAUACUUUGUCGAAGCAUACACCUAUGAAGUGGUGGCGGCUGAGCGAUGAUGAUGUAUCUGCCGUCAGUGAAGACCAUGUUCUUGGGCAAGGUGGUGUCUUUAUGCUCUUCUACGAACGCGUGGAAGUUUCUGCCCCUGAACCUGUAACACAAGAUACGCAGAAGGUACACCAAGAAGCGUUCGCGAUCCACACUACAUCUAGUCUACAAAGCGAACAACUACCGGAACAACCUGCGGUCAUAAUGGAGGAGAGCAAAUUCGUCCCACAGCAACCUGUUGAACCACCAUCGCCAGAGAUCAAAGUGGAACAAACACCAUUGCCACCACCGAAUGUCAAGAAGGCAUCAACGCCACAUAAGAUGCGGACGGCUGGUAGCAAAGGUCGGCGCAGGUCAUCGGGAUUUUCUCAAACACUGCAGACGGUCACUGCGACAUGA
Messenger RNA from Aureobasidium musti, 2001 nucleotides. The record is from the annotation of a GenBank genome assembly. NCBI's taxonomy places the organism in Eukaryota, Fungi, Ascomycota, Dothideomycetes, Dothideales, Saccotheciaceae.